Molecule: messenger RNA, 1296 nt
Organism: Dreissena polymorpha
Lineage: Eukaryota; Metazoa; Mollusca; Bivalvia; Myida; Dreissenidae
Exons: 3
Coding region: 1-1296 (431 amino acids)
Molecular function (GO): protein binding
Source: RefSeq, a predicted model, not a curated record
AUGGAAGAACUAAGGGAAAAGGGGACUGUUAGUGGAGCUGGAAACUGUCCUGGGAGAAAUCAAAAACCUUCAGAGGCCAGCGUUAAGUCAUUGCAGGGAACAUACAAGGAACAUGGGGCACUCAUGAUAGAACAAAUGCGUGGCAAUUUAAAUACUAAUAUUGAUGAGUGUGGUAAUAGUUCUGUGGGUACAUCAGGAAAAAGUGAGCAAUAUUUAAAAGAAGAGAUGUGUAGGAAUGUUGUUUCUAUCUUGAAUGAAUUCGAUAAUAUUACUGCGAAGGUACUUAACGAGAUGAAAGAUGAAGUUAUAAGCAUAAAAGGGUCAGUUACAAGUUCUAUUCAUAAAUGCACCAGUCUUCACAAUGACUUGUCACAAUUCCAUGAAAUUGUUCAGAAAAUUGGAGAUCAUAAGGAGCUCUGUCUUAUAGCCAGCAUAAAAUGUAAGCAUAUAAUACAGCAGGCAUUGACUCUGCUAGGAAAGUCAGGCAAGGCGUUUAACGUCCAGCGGAAGUCUGUGCACAAUGUGAAAAUACCAAGUGAUUCAUAUGAAUGUAGUAUUGAAGGCAUAUGUGUUCUGACUGAUGGGCAGGUGCUGGUUGCAGACUAUUUUAAUAAGAGAGUCAAGCUGCUGAACCAGCAGUACCAGGUGGUGAGUCACUGGGAUGUGAAUGCUCAGCCAGUUGACAUUUGUUUGAUCACACCCAGUGAGGUUGCAGUGGCUGUGAAUGACCAUGAUAGCAAGAUACAUGAGGUCCAGUUUAUCACUGUCAACCAGGGAAAGCUUGUCUCUGGCAGGAAGUUUCAGUUACAACAUGAAUGUACAUUUAUUACCCAUCACCAAGGAGACCUUUUUGUCACCUCUGGUCAAGAACUGUACAAAUACUCACUGAAUGGCAAACUGAUCUGCAGACUCUACCAAGAUAGAUCAGGUGAUUAUACAGUAGACAAGUGUGCUGUGAGUCCCACAGGAGACAGGCUGUACAUCAUCAGCCACUACCCGCAGAACAAGCUUCUCACCCUGGCCAGGGAUGGCACACUCCUGGCUACAUACUCAGACCCAGCACUACGUGGCCCACGUGGUCUACAUGUGACCCCUGCAGGCCAGGUGCUGGUCUGUGGAUUCCUGUCCUACACUGUACUACAGGUGGGCUGGGAGGGAGAGAGUAAGCUGGCUAAUCUUGCUACUGAGGAGGAUGGAGUGAGGAACCCAGAGUCAGUCUGCUACAGCAGCACCACAUCAUCCAUCAUUGUGGGACAGGGGAAGGAAGACACCAUCCUGGUGUUCAGAGUGGAAUAG